AUGGCCUCUUCCUUAUCCCUAAAGCCAACGAACCUUCUCCUCUCCUCUUUCUCCACGACCAGACUCCUCCGUUUUCGCCACUCUCGCUUCAGCCACAGACCGUCUUCUUGUCGGACCCUCGUGGCUCAGUUCGGGUUCAGACCAGGCUCGUUUCCCGACCCGGCCGAUUCUUUCGAUUUUAUCAGAGACCAUGCCGAGAAUCUUGUACACACGAUCGCUGAUGCCGCUGUUUCGUCCUCCGAAACCUUUGACUCUGUUGCUGGCACUACCACCACAAACCAGAACAGUGAUUGGUUCUCUGGUAUUGCCAAUUACAUGGAAACUGUUCUCAAGGUUUUGAAAGAUGGGUUAUCAACUUUACAUGUACCUUAUUCCUAUGGUUUCGCUAUCAUUCUACUCACUGUGCUUGUUAAGGCCGCUACGUUCCCAUUGACCAAAAAGCAGGUCGAAUCUGCUAUGGCUAUGAAAUCUUUGCAGCCUCAAAUAAAGGCCAUUCAGGAACGGUAUGCCGGUGAUCAGGAGAGAAUUCAGCUUGAAACUGCCAGAUUGUAUAAACUUGCUGGAAUAAAUCCCCUUGCAGGCUGCCUCCCCACACUAGCCACAAUACCAGUCUGGAUUGGGCUAUAUAGAGCCCUCUCAAAUGUUGCGGAUGAGGGGCUUUUAACAGAAGGUUUUUUCUGGAUUCCUUCUCUUGCUGGACCAACAACUGUUGCUGCAAGACAGAAUGACAGUGGAAUCUCAUGGCUGUUCCCUUUCACUGAGGGACACCCACCUCUCGGAUGGUCGGACACAUUAGCAUAUCUUGUCUUACCUCUGUUGCUCGUCUUCUCUCAGUACCUCUCCAUUCAGAUUAUGCAGUCAGCGCAGUCGCAGAGUAAUGAUCCAGCCAUGAAGAGCUCACAAGCAGUGAUGAAGCUUCUUCCGCUAAUGAUUGGCUAUUUUGCACUAUCAGUUCCGUCUGGUUUAAGUCUUUAUUGGUUGACCAACAACAUUUUAAGCACAGCACAGCAAGUAUGGCUUCAAAAAUAUGGUGGUGCCAAAAAUCCAGUGGAGAAGUUGACUAAUUUGGUCAUGAAGGAAGAUAAAACUCAAAAAGUUGAGAAGUCUAUUUCAGAAACGGUGAUUCAGAAGUCUGUUUCAGAACCGAAAAUACCAAGAGAGAAGGGUGGUGAAAAAGUGGUCCCAGAAGGGCCCAAACCUGGUGAAAGGUUUAGGCUGCUCAAAGAGCAAGAAGCAAAGAGACGUCGAGAAAAAGAAGAGGAGAGGCAGAAAGCUGAAGCAGCUCUAUCAAAUCAAAAUACAAACAGUGCACAAGACCAUGAGCCGAAAUCUGAUACAGCCGAUGUCGACGAAGGCAAUAAUGAAAAAAAUGAACUUUCUGCAGUCCAAGAAACAACUGAUGGCACGGUUUCUGUGAAUGGGAAGCCAUCCAUUCAAAAGGAUAAGAGCACGAAUGGUAAAUUUGGCGUUGGCCAUGAUACAGAACAACACCAUUCUCAUGAAACAUAG
Messenger RNA from Arabis nemorensis, 1509 nucleotides. The record is from the annotation of a GenBank genome assembly. Lineage: Eukaryota; Viridiplantae; Streptophyta; Magnoliopsida; Brassicales; Brassicaceae.